This is a messenger RNA of Centropristis striata (black sea bass), 1293 nucleotides long. Its product is annotated as transmembrane protein 272-like. The transcript has 4 exons. Bases 1 to 525 code for a protein of 174 amino acids. The record is from RefSeq and is a predicted model, not a curated record. Lineage: Eukaryota; Metazoa; Chordata; Actinopteri; Perciformes; Serranidae.
AUGUCAGAUGAGCGAGAAGAGGCAGAUGAGCGAGAAGAGGCAGAUGAGCGAGAAGAGGCAGAUGAGGGAGUGUUUGCUCUCCCCUCAUUGAGCAUAGCGUGCUCCAAGCUGAUUUUCUGCAUCCUGCCUGUUGCUCAGAUAGUAGUCGGAGCUGUCUACCAAAAUGACUGCCCGAGGCAGCCCUUCAUCCCCAUCUACUUGGAGGUGAUGGGAGCCUUCAGUCUGCUGUACAUUGGGCUCUCCUACCUGUUCUGCCUCAAUAACCUCAGUCCUUUUGGCAUGGCCCUCAACAUCGUGAACCUUCUGAUCGGCUUGGGCUGGUUCUUCACUGGUAACUGGUGGAUCUACUCAAUCUAUCAACCCAACUACGACAAGACGACAACAGAUUACUGCAACAAGACGCUCUACCUGUUUGCCUUCUGGACCACCAACCUGUUCUACAUCCAAAUUCCUCUGUUUGUAGUCUUCUGCCUCUGCUGCCCCCAUCACCUUCCACAUGUAGUGACAGGCUGUGGCAAUGAAUAACAAUUGGUCUAGUAAUUAUUAAAGCUGUAGGAUAAUAUAUGUGGUAAUUAGGGUUGCAAAUAGGUGGGAAAUAUCAGGUCAAUUUCCUUAAAAUUUUCAUGAAAUUAGGCUGGGGGAUUUUGGAAAUAUUCCAAAUCUAAAACUUUACAUUAUGGAAAUUCAUGGGAAUUCAUAGGAAUUAACUGGAAAUUGGGGGGUAAUUUAAAUUAACUGUAUCAUAUCCAAACAUAAAUAUAAACAUUUUGCAUUGCGAAUCGUCACGAUCGGGCAAUUGAGGACACAUGAGCCUUGAAGGACCGUUGGUUAUCAAUCAUGACACCCAAGUUAAGUGCAGAGCUUGUGGGCUCAAGUUGCAUGGAUCCAAACUGAACACUAAUAGGCUGAUGUAGGGAAGCUCAACUUUCAAUACGUGGCAGUUUUUACUCUUGAUUUUUUCUUUGUAAGUACUCAAAAAGCACCAGCAUUCAAUCCCUAGCCUUAGUUUACUGCAUGCAGAAAAAUAGUUUGAAUGUAGAUGGUCGACUGUUGAUCAACACACAUUGCACCUCAUAAUUUUUCAUGCUCGGCUGUGAUCUGAGACUGUCAUUCUCCUGCUUUUGUCAUUCUCUUUCCCUGCCUUCUUGAUAAUAAUUUUGGUUAUUAUCCAGAAAAAAACAGGGAAAAUGUCUAGAUAUCAGCUCUUAAAAUAAACUCUUAUGAUAUAUUUUUGUUGUUAUCAUUAUAUUUGUCCAAACAAAUGUACCUUUAGUUGCACCAGGCAUUAAAAUG